AUGACGCUACCUGUCAAUAGAUUACUACUGCUACUGCUACUACCUAAGAGGCUAAUUUCCAAGAGUUCAAAAAUAUGUGGACUGAGGGAAUUGCCAAACCAGUCUCGAAAACAGUACGACUAUAACAGUUUCACAGCUCGAAAUAACAAUGGCAACUAUAAGAGAUCUUCAUCAUCAUCAUUGCAGCAGCAGCAGCAGCAACAGCAGCAACGCCAACAAAAAUAUCAACGUCAAUCUCGAAAUGGAUUUGAUCUUCAAAAAAUACUCGAAAAGGGUUCAGAAAAAGUACAAGAUGCUUUUAUAUCCGUUCUUUCUAAAAUUUCUCAAGCAUCACCUAAUUACCAAGUCGAAACAGUUACACCGUCGGGGUUGGUCAAGGUUCACUUACAGGAGAUUUUAAAAGAUUUGAAUUUAUCCAACGAAGGUAUCCAGCUUAUUCAACGGAAUUCAAGUAGCGACCGUGGAGGUCGCUCUUUGAUUCUCCCGCUCGUUAAAAAAUGUAAGACUGAAGAAAUGAUUAGAUCAUAUAAUGAAGAAUUAGCUCUGCGUAAAGAACUAGAGUUACUUAAUUUGGGAUCAAGAAAAACCAUCAAGAUGCUUGAUCAGAAACUAAAAGCCAAACAGAAACAAUCAAUGGAAAAGACAAUCUUCAUUACGUGGGGGAUAUCACUUCGUGAUUUGAAAUUGCAAAAGUUUAAUGAAUUAAAGACAAGAUUAUCUAAAGGUGAGAAGUUAAACUUGUAUAUAGUUUAUGAUAAAAGAAAAAUGAACCUCAAAGUGGAUGAAAUUUAUAAAGAUAAGGAAUCGUUGGAUUUGGAAAUGAAGAGGCGCGAGUUGGUCAAAUCAAGUGUUGAGCUGUUGUUGGAUGAAGAGGACUUGGACUGGAAAUGGAAUUGUGAAGGGUCAUUACGAACAAAAUUGGUCUACAACAUAUCUGCAGCUAACGUGCCAGAAAAGCAAAAGAACACACCAAAAGCAGUCAACACCUCAUCAGAGAAAAAGACAAACAAAAUAGAAAAUAAGUCGAGGAAGGAGAAAGUGAACGAAGAAGAUCUCGAUGCAUUGUACUCGAUUAAAAUAGAGGAUUAA
Lodderomyces oxycetoniae is the source of this 1089-nucleotide messenger RNA. RefSeq lists its product as uncharacterized. The coding region runs from base 1 to 1089 and encodes 362 amino acids. The record is from RefSeq and is a predicted model, not a curated record. The transcript has 2 exons. NCBI's taxonomy places the organism in Eukaryota, Fungi, Ascomycota, Pichiomycetes, Serinales, Debaryomycetaceae.